Molecule: messenger RNA, 1210 nt
Organism: Paralichthys olivaceus (Japanese flounder)
Lineage: Eukaryota; Metazoa; Chordata; Actinopteri; Pleuronectiformes; Paralichthyidae
Source: RefSeq, a predicted model, not a curated record
AUUCACAGGUGUAAAUAUUUAAAAGUCAAGCCCCGUAGGAACGGAUAGAAGAAUGAAGAUAUUUGUGGAAUCUCUUCAAUGCACUUUUCUCGUUGCUGGACUUGUUCACUGUAUCAACACUGAUAAACGUUGAUACGUGGUAUUUGUCUAAAGCGCGGUCUAUUUGCGCGUGCGCUCAGUGCGCGCCGCUCACUGACAUCUACUGCGCAAGUGCGUGUGGAGGACGGAGGUCCGCCAUCUUGUCUGCAGGUUGGAUUCGCGGACAUGGGGACUGAGGAGGAAAGCUGGAAAAACACACAGAGACCAGCGAUGCACCCGUCUAUAAUCAAGGGUGGAGGACAGUUGCAGAGCACCUCCCUCCACAGCUGGGCACAGUUUGGUUGUCCUCUGUGCCCCAAAUUCAUCACCACACAGGGAGAGACAUUACGCAGACACCUGGGGGCCCACGUACAGAAUGCAGUGCAUCUCCAAGACACUAUCAUUUGCCGAUGCAACUUGUCGUGCAGAGACUCGGGUCAUUACCACUGUCCAAACUGCACAAAAACAAUUGUGCGCAAAAAAGAUAUUGCGGCACAUGUGACUGGAUGUCAGAGACCCUGUGAUAAAGUGCCUGCUCCAUGUGAAACAAUCUCAUCUCAGUCAGCUGAUAUCGGCCCAUCAGCAGCUUCAUCAUCACUGGGCUUCACUCCCUGUGAUUCCCAAGAGAAGUCAGCUCACACUCCAGGAUACACGUCUUCAAACUCUGCCUCAGAGCUUCACUCUCCCCAAUCUGCUCCAGAGGAUUUUAUUUCAUCAAUCACAAAUGAAGACCACUGUUACACACUUUCUCCCAAAGCUUCUGUUACACCACAGUCUUCUCAACCACCCUCAGCUUCACCCCCAAAGGCCUUUGAAUUGGAUUUAUCACCCAGAGGACAAUUUGGUGCUGCACGCUCUGAAACAACAGAGCUGACAUGUUUUCGUGUGGCAAAUUUGAAAUCAGUGAAGUGCCCUCACUGCUCCAUUGUUCUUUACAAAAAAAAUCUGUCAGUUCACAUACAAAGAAAGCAUGCAAUGCUAAAAGACAUCAGAGGUUCAUCUCACCUCGAAUAUGUUGAUAGAAAUUGUAGUACAAGAACACAAGCGGUACCAGGCAGAGGUCACCUUAGCCGGGGGGAGUCAGUUGUAAUUAUCCUUUUUAAAAAAAUAAACAAAGACUGAAUAAAUUACA